This is a messenger RNA of Dendroctonus ponderosae (mountain pine beetle), 2414 nucleotides long. RefSeq names its product max-binding protein MNT. The transcript is spliced from 9 exons. Bases 416 to 1777 code for a protein of 453 amino acids. Gene Ontology annotation, molecular function: protein dimerization activity; DNA-binding transcription factor activity, RNA polymerase II-specific; RNA polymerase II cis-regulatory region sequence-specific DNA binding. Gene Ontology annotation, biological process: regulation of transcription by RNA polymerase II. The record is from RefSeq and is a predicted model, not a curated record. NCBI's taxonomy places the organism in Eukaryota, Metazoa, Arthropoda, Insecta, Coleoptera, Curculionidae.
ACCACCAGACCUCGGACACGCGGUAGUUCCCCGCUCCGCCCCGCGGCCCCCUGCGCCAGAGCCACGCCAAAUGUUGAUCGUUUGAUUCACACAAUUCAGUCCUGGUCCGAUUUCCGCGGCGAAAAUACCGAAGUUCCGCACGCGACGCCACCACGGUCCCCCCAUGGGCUUCCAUUAGGCGGAAGAGUCACGCAGCACCUGAGGAGGGCCGCCCUUCUGACGGAACCGCGCCGCCCCGCUCCCAUUGGUCGAUACGGGCAGUGCCAGUGCACGUGACCGGGCGCCCGAAGCUGGCCGCUUUGGCUCGCCCCAGUCCCAGGUGGCUUUGGAUCCGACCGAAACUGGCCUGACGCUGCGCUGACACCCGCUUGACGUGCAGCCCGCGGUCGGUCCCAACAGCACUGUGCACGACAAAAUGAGCCUCAACACCCUGCUGGAGGCGGCCAAGUACCUGGAAUUGCAGGAACAGCGGAAAAUAAGGGCCACCCAGGACACCGCCCUAGCGACGCCCAGGGCACCGCCCCCCAUCGCCACAGCCGCCCCUUCGCCCGUGCACACUGUGACCACCCAAGCCUUCGACGUGCAGAGUUGCGCGCCCAACGUCCAGCAGCAGCCGCCCCCGGCCGCCCAAACCGUGGUCAUUUCCAGCAGCAACAUUUCCUCCACCCUCCUGCAGCGCAUACAUUCUCCGAUCACCUACGCUUCAGUAUCGCCGACAGUUGUGGGGGCCCAGCCAGCAAGCACGUCAAUCAGGAAGGAGCAGGAUGGGCACAUUUCCAGCACGACGAUGACGCAGAGCCAGCGACGCGCCAUGCAAAACUCGUUUGACAUCAUGAACCCGCUGGUGAUCGACGAGGCCGCGCCCACCGAGCAGAAAAAGUACAAACAGCCGCCGAUGGUGUUUCGAUCAGGCACGCGCGAAGUACACAACAAGCUGGAGAAAUGCAGGCGUGCCCACUUGAAGGAGUGCUUCGACGCGCUGAAGAAACAGCUGCCCAACAAUGGGGAGGAGAAGAAAACGUCGAAUUUGAGCAUCCUGCAUUCGGCUUUGAAGUACAUCCAGGCGUUGAAGCGGCGCGAAGCCGAGCUCGAGCAAGAGCUGGAGCAGUUGGCGCGCCAAAAAAUGAACAACCAGCAGCGGCUCGCCGCACUUAAGAAGGAAUGCCAUCUGGACCAUCUGGAUUUUUCCAAUCUGAUGCCGGAGAUCCCGUCGAGCACCAGCAGUCUCAGUCUGAGCGAGGCCGCCAACAGUCCGAGCGCCAGCACGUCAUCGAUGAGCCCGAACGCGUUCAGUCCGAGCUUCGCGUCUGCGCCGGAGUCGUUUUGCGACGACGUUGGCAACGAUGUCACCAUCCCUACUCCCGGCAGUGUGGCAUCGGGCGUGUCCAGCUCGGGGCUUCUAGCCGAGGUGAGCGCCACCUCUGUGAUAAAUCAGCCAACCUCUGUGAUAGCGGCUGCGCACGGCGACAGCAAACUUUCCAUUCCCAUUCUGGGCAAGCCCAUUGCGAGCAAAGAGGUGGCGCCAGCCAGCGGCAUAUCAGUGCUGCCAAUGACCGGCUACCCAGUGAAUCAGGGCCUCGUGCUGCAGAAGGUCGCCAUCGUGCCCCAUAAGGGGCUGUCGGAGCUCACGCCCCUGGUCUCCACCCACUUCAUCACCACGCCUCAGCAGCUAAACGGCAUCAAUGGACAGAUCAGUGGCAAGGUCGUGCCAUUGACGCAGUACAUCGUUAAGCCGAUGGUGGUGGUCAGUUCGGCCAAUCAGCGCCCCAGCAGCUAGUGGCCGUCGCUGUAGCAGGGGUUUUUGAAUGGGAAUUUCGAGCGAUCCUGAUUGGGUGGACGAUAAUGACGACGACGGCGCCAACUGGGGAAAAUGCGACGGACUCGGUGCAUGGGGACCAACAGUUUUGACAGUUGACUGUUCAAGUCAAGCCGAUUGGAUGAUUUCCCGGCAGGCGGCGCAAGAAAAAUUACGAAGUGUUUCGACUGAUUCGGUGGGGCGACCGCCGGUCGCCCCCCCAGGGCAAAAUCAAACCCAAUUCAUUUCCCGUCUACAGUAUCAUCAAAUAGUAUUUCAAUACUCGUUUUUAAGUUACAGAAUCCAUUCUCUUUUAGUGUUUAGUGUACGUACUCGGCCAGGUGUUCCUUGGCAUGGGACCGAUCUCCUUAAGUGUUUAAGUUACUUAGCUCUAUAUAUUGACAAACAAAAAAAUCCAACCGUAGAAUUAGUGUUCGACUGUGAACUGUGUAAAUAUGUAAACUAGUCUUUUAUUGUAAAUAGGAGUCACUGUUGUAAAUACGCCCUUUCAACAAUAAUGUACAAACCAAGCGAUUUAGGAGAGUUAUUAUAAUUGUACAUUUAUUUUCCGCGCUCGGGCCGCUUUAGGACCGAGCGAAUAGAGAAGUCUGCAAGUCUA